GAAGAAAAUGCAGAUCGAGAGCUCAGCCGUUGAUGCUAUACAAGAGGCCACAGAGAAGGUCGUUGUCGAUGAAUUGCACAUGGCGAACCUCGCGGCCAACAGUGCCCAGCGUGCCGCUGUUCAAAAAGAAGACAUGGAAUUCGUUCGUCAGAUGCGACAGAUGAUACUUGGCUUUAGAUUCCCAGGUCAGGAGUGAUACGAGCCUUUGUUGCCUUUGUGCUUCUUUGCGCUAGCUUGGAAGAAGAGA
Messenger RNA from Aspergillus glaucus CBS 516.65, 247 nucleotides. RefSeq lists its product as uncharacterized. Gene Ontology annotation, molecular function: DNA binding; protein heterodimerization activity. The transcript has 2 exons. The coding region runs from base 8 to 196 and encodes 62 amino acids. Lineage: Eukaryota; Fungi; Ascomycota; Eurotiomycetes; Eurotiales; Aspergillaceae. The record is from RefSeq and is a predicted model, not a curated record.